Octopus bimaculoides (California two-spot octopus) is the source of this 756-nucleotide messenger RNA. RefSeq names its product cyclin-D1-binding protein 1 homolog. The record is from RefSeq and is a predicted model, not a curated record. NCBI's taxonomy places the organism in Eukaryota, Metazoa, Mollusca, Cephalopoda, Octopoda, Octopodidae. Gene Ontology annotation, cellular component: nucleus.
AUUUCACAUCUAAACAACAUAAUUUUAUGCAUUUUAAAAAAAAAAGCUUUACCAGAUUAAAAGUAUUUUUAUUUAUCGAAUAUAAUUUGAAGUCAAAUACUAAUUUCUUCAUUGCCCACAAGGAGUUGAACAUAGAGGGGACAAAAAAGGACAGACUAACCGAAAAUAAUUAUAAUGUUUUCAAGUGUUACUCUUCAGAUAUAGGUGUAUUUACUGAAAAACAUGGCAUAUUGUCGGCACAGUGAAAACGUUUUUAACGAUGUUAUAGACCAUUUGGGAUUGGCAGUUUCUCAAUUACGAGAUGGCGAAUCAGAUCAUGCAGAGAACACCUAUUAUACUAAAGAUGAUUACUGGAAUCAAAUAAGAAAUAUUAGCUUAUCACUUUCGCAUGAUGUGACUCUUAUUUCUAUGGCAUUUUCUAAGACACCCUAUCCAACACCAGAAGCUGUAACAAAAAUGUUAAGUAAAUUAGAGAUGACAGCACUAACACUUGUAUCCAGUUUCUAUAUGCUCCCCAAAACACAAGGUUUGUUGCUGAGGGAUUCUUUUAAAAAGUCCACAAUUGAGCUAAUCGAAAAGGUUAACACAUUUAUCAAAUCCAUCCAGACAGGUAGUGCCGGUUCCCCAGAGAUGCUGUACAAAACAGGAAUAGUGUGGGAGCAUUCUGACUUCUUCAGUUCUCAGCCAAAAGGUAAAUAUCUAAUAAGGCUUGGAUCGUUUCAGUUGACUCUACAUAACUAGUCACAGUGGUUGAUA